Oppia nitens is the source of this 977-nucleotide messenger RNA. Its product is annotated as tRNA methyltransferase 10 homolog A-like. Gene Ontology annotation, biological process: tRNA N1-guanine methylation. The record is from RefSeq and is a predicted model, not a curated record. Bases 118 to 969 code for a protein of 283 amino acids. Gene Ontology annotation, cellular component: nucleoplasm; nucleus. Gene Ontology annotation, molecular function: tRNA binding. Lineage: Eukaryota; Metazoa; Arthropoda; Arachnida; Sarcoptiformes; Oppiidae. The transcript has 2 exons.
AAAACAUGUGAUGAAUAUUAUAUGAAUAGAAAAUAACGACAAAACAUAUGAUUUUUGUCAACACAUUUGAUACACAUUUAGUGACCAAUCGGUGAUUAUAAAAGUAAAUCAAAACAAAUGUCAACAAAUUUUCUUCACGUCGAUAAUGAGUCCAAUCAAAGUGAUGCACAGAUAUCUGAUCCGCCAAUUGGUGUCCAAAUUGAUGAAUCAACAACACCUAAGUUAUCGAAGAGAAAAAUGAAACGAUUGAUUAAACAACAGAAAUGGUUAGAAUCGAGACCUGAAAUGAGGAAAAAAGAAAAGGAAAAGAAAAAAAUGAAAAUAAAAAAAUUAAGGGAAGAAGGCGUUGAAAUCAACAGAGUUGUCGUUAAGAAACAAUUGAUACCAAUGUCUUCAUCCAACUGUAAAGUUUGCAUUUGUAUUGAUUGUCAUUUCGAGCAAUAUAUGGAUGAGAGAGACAUGAAGAAGUUGGUUAAACAGAUUGGUCGCUGUUAUGCUGUUAAUAGACACUCUUCAUCACCGACACAACUAUACAUUACAUCCAUUACUUCAAAAAUUAAAGAAGUAUUUGAGAAAAGUCAACCGGGAUUUACCAAUUGGGACGCUAUUUGUCUCGACAAACAUUGGACACAAGUGUUUGAUGACAAACAAACUAAAGUAAUUUAUAUGACGAGUGAUUCAGAGCAUACAAUACCCGAUCCCAAAGUUAUCUGUGACGCCAAUGAUUUCGUCUUUAUAAUCGGCGGUUUAGUUGAUCACAACCGACAUAAAGGACUUUGUCAUCGAUUAGCAGUCGAGAAGUCGUGUAAAACUGGAAGACUUCCUAUCGAUGAAUACAUAGAAAUGUCUCAAAGAAGAGUUCUCGCUGUAAAUCAUGUGUUUGAGAUAAUGUUGUUGGCAUCCAAUGGUUCGUUACUUGAUUGGACCCAAAUCUUCAAUAAAGUCAUACCUUUAAGGAAAUUAAAAUAAUAUUUGUU